Messenger RNA from Colletotrichum truncatum, 4317 nucleotides. Its product is annotated as ABC multidrug transporter. Gene Ontology annotation, cellular component: membrane. Gene Ontology annotation, biological process: transmembrane transport. The record is from RefSeq and is a predicted model, not a curated record. Gene Ontology annotation, molecular function: ABC-type transporter activity; ATP binding; ATP hydrolysis activity. NCBI's taxonomy places the organism in Eukaryota, Fungi, Ascomycota, Sordariomycetes, Glomerellales, Glomerellaceae.
AUGGAUAAUUUCACCGCGAUCGCUGAAUGCGAUAGUUCUUUCGGUCCCACAGCGACUUUUUGUAGCGACCGAUUUGACUUCACCUUGCUUUUUGAGCAAUCACUUCUCAACAUAGGACCGUCGGCGGUUUUGCUUUUGGCCCUGCCACUACGUCUCCAACAACUCUUUCGCCAGCGUCGUAAAGUCUUGCAACAUCCUCUUAACGCCGCCAAAAUCGCAGCAUGUGUCGCCUUUGGUGGUCUUCAAAUGGCUCUACUGGUGCUCUGGGCGCGAGCGCCGCUCGCCAACCGCGUCUCCAUAGCAGCCGCUGUACUAGGAGUCGUAGAUGCCCUAGCACUUGGAGUCCUUAGCCACACCGAACACGUUCGAUCCGUCCGGCCAUCGACCAUAAUUUGUUUGUACCUCAUGUUUUCUCUCGUCUUUGACGCUGUCCAUUGUCGCACAUUAUGGCUUCUUCCGGACUUGGGAGACCUGGCUGCUGUUUCUACUGCGGCGCUGGCUAUGAAGCUUACCAUGUUUCUUCUGGAAGCUCAGGGGAAGCGCCGGUUCCUCCUGGCCACUCUCCAACGCCUAAGUCCUGAAGCCACGAGCGGAAUAAUUAGCCGAGGAUUCUUUUGGUGGCUGAACGACUUGAUGACUAGGGGGUUCAAAGCUACGCUCUCUCUCACCUCUCUGUACGAUAUUGAUGAAGGAUUACAAUCUGAAAUACUCCUACAGCGAAUACUCCACGGAUGGGAGCAGCGCAAAGAUAAAGACAAGCACGCACUUCUUUUCGCGCUAUUUCACUCAACCAAGUCAGCCGUCAUAUUCACAGCGUUCCCUCGACUGAUGCUUAUCGGCUUCAAAUUCGCUCAACCCUUUUUGAUCAAUAGAGUCAUCAACUAUGUCGAUGGCGAUAGAGGAUCGGAUCCAAAGUCGGUGGCUUAUGGACUCAUUGCAGCGACCGGCAUGGUCUACCUAGGCUCUGCUUUGCUGAACGGCUUCUAUCAGCACAAGCUCUUCCGAUUCAUCACCAUAACUCGUGGCUCUUUAGCAUCCCUCGUUCUCUCAAAAAACUUAGACAAUGAUUUUAGUAGGGCAGAUGACUCAUCGGCUGCUCUAACGCUUGUUAGUUCUGACGUCAAGAAUAUUUGCAAGUCUUUUGAAGCUGUCCACGAAGUCUGGGCGAAUCCGAUCGAAAUAGGUAUCGCCAUAUGGUUGCUGCAAAGACAGCUUGGACUAGGAAGCAUUGGGCCGGCUAUCACAGUCAUAAUGUCUACGAUCGGUACGGGAAAGUUGGCGCAGCUGAUGCCCCCAGCCAUGAAAGUCUGGAUCGAAAACAUCCAAAAACGCAUUACGGUAACAUCCGAGGUUCUCGGAUCUAUCAAAGAAGUAAAAAUGCUUGGGAUGGUUGGGUUCCUCCAAGAAGCGAUCCAAAAUUUCCGAGUCAUUGAGCUUUCCAAGGCAAAGCAGUACCGUGCAAUGAUCACUUACAUGAAUAUCCUCGGUAAUAUACCAUCGAUGAUUGGCCCCGUAGUAACCUUCGGGAUUGCACUUCUUGCAAAGAGGGUCAACGCGGGGGCGUCGCUGUCUAUCGCAACAGUUUUCACUUCCCUGUCAAUUAUCGGUUUGAUGGCUGGCCCAUUAUCUCAACUGAUCGCAUCGGUUCCCAGCUUGUUCGCAUCGUUGGGAAGUUUUGAGAGAAUUCAGACCUUCAUUAGCCAGCCCUCGCAUUCGACUGGGCCAUCUUCAGUAAGCGAAGCGUCCGAAAGCAACAGCGAGCCAUGCUCUUCGGUGAAUGACCACAGUCUCGGCACAGUAACUACUCCUUCGAGUAAGGCAGAAGUUGCCAUGAUUCAAAACGGUUCUUUCUCGAUUAGAUCAGGAGAUGAGCCACUCCUGCACAGCGUAAAUAUUCGUAUCCUACCGUCAACGAUGACAAUGAUCAUUGGACGCGUUGGUUCUGGAAAGACAGUGCUGCUACGAGGUCUCCUAGGUGAGCUAGCCAUUACAGGUCACGUUAAAACCUUGGAAUGUAAUGUAGCCUACUGUGCUCAAACUACGUGGCUUGAGACCUCCACAGUAAAGCAGAACAUCCUUGCCCAGUCACCCCUGGACCAAGAGUGGUAUGAAAAGGUUGUAUAUGCCUGUGCGUUGGUGCCAGACUUCUCAACAAUGCCCGAAGGAGACGAAACAGUUGUGGGAGGCAAGGGGCAAUCUCUAAGCGGUGGUCAAAAACAGCGAGUCGCUUUGGCACGGGCUAUUUACGCAAGGAAGCCUGUUCUUGUUGUGGAUGACGCUCUUAGCGGGCUGGAUCCUUCGACUCAGAAGCAUAUCUGGGACCACGUCUUUCGUUCAACUGGCCUCAUUCGUGAGCUUAAGACAACGGUAAUUCUGGCCACCCAUUCAUUGAAUUACCUACAUGAUGCAGAUCAAAUUGUGAUACUGGGUGAUGAUAAACAAGUUGCCAACCAAGGAACCUUCGACGAUCUUCGUCAUAGUGCCUAUCUGGCAAGCUUGUCAUUGGAUGGCAGCCAUGGUAGUAGAGCCCACGAUAAGGUCGCUGCAAUUACACAGGAAAUGCAAGGACCAAACAAAAGCAAGAAAGUCGUCGAGGAAAAUGAUAGGGAAGCAGAUUUGCUUAGAAAGGCAGGAGACACUUCUCUUUACUGGUACUAUCUGAAGUCCAUUGGCUGGCUUUAUGGUUCUGCUGGCGCGAUAUUUUUAAUCGGGGAUUGCCUGGUCCGCAUCUUUCCACAAAUAUGGCUCAAAUACUGGACCGAGGAUGAUGCUAGAACUGGUGGAGCAGACACUGGCAUGUAUUUUGGCAUCUACGCUGGCAUGUCCAUGUUUGGGUUGGUUAUCAUUGGAAUAAACAUAUGGGUUAUGUUCGUUAUGAUUGUGCCAAAGUCGUCGCAGAACUUGCAUUGGAAGCUGCUACGGACCGUCAUGAGGGCACCCUUAUCCUUUUUUAUCACUAAAGAUACAGGCGAUUUGAUAAAUCGGUUCAGUCAGGACCUGUCUCACAUCGAUCGCGACCUCCCGGUUGCCUUGUUCAUGACAUCGAUUGACUGCCUCUCGGCUGCAGUUCUUAUCAUGAUUGGUGCCAAGUACCUCGCUGCUGUCAUCCCUGUUGCCUUAAUCUCUCUCUACUGCUUGCAAGCCUUCUAUCUCAGAACGUCCCGCCAGAUGCGGUUUCUCGAUCUACAGGCUCAAGCACCACUUUUCAACAAACUGGUUGAAACGAUCGACGGUCUAUCAACAAUUCGGGCUUUCGGUUGGCGAAGCGAAUUCCGUGAGUCAUCUCUUCAUCUACUGGAUCAGUCGCAGAAGCCGUACUACCUCCUCUUCUGCAUCCAGAGGUGGUUGACUCUGGUUCUCGAUAUCUUCGUUGGAGCAAUCGCGAUUCUUCUAGUCUCGCUGGCCAUGAUGAUCCCCGACUCGACAAGUACGGGUGCCAUUGCCAUCGCCUUUUACAAUGUGCUCAGCUUCAAUGAGACUUUGGCAACCCUCAUCACCUCCUGGACGGAACUGGAGACAUCGCUUGGCGCCAUUUCGAGGCUGAGGGAAUUCGAGUCGAAGACGCCCUAUGAAGCAUCGCCCGCCGAGGGAGAGCAGAAGAAUAUUCCGCCUCUAUGGCCUUCACAUGGCAGACUUGAAAUCAAGAACAUUACGGCGUCAUACUCCACCGACACCAAACCAGCUCUGCAAGAUGUUUCCUUAUCCCUCAAUCCUGGCGCCAAGGUUGCCAUUUGUGGUCGCUCAGGCAGCGGUAAAUCAUCUUUAACUCUAACUCUUUUCAAGCUCUUGAGCUUGGACGCAGGCUCUAUCAUAAUUGAUGGAGUCGACAUCUCACGGGUUCCUAACGAAUUUCUCCGUCGUCGCCUCAUCGCUAUUCCCCAAGAGCCUUUGCUCUUCCCAGGAACGCUGAGAACAAAUCUGUUUCCUUACACCGAUGAUCUUAGCCCUGACGAGAUACCUUCAGACGAAUCACUUAUCUCCGCGCUGACCAAAGUCUCACUAUGGCAAACGAUUUCUGCUAACGGUGGUCUCGACGUCGAUGUCUCCAGUCUGGCACUUUCAAAGGGGCAGAAGCAGCUCUUUUGUCUCGCUCGGGCAAUUGUACGGAAGCACUCAAGCAAAAUCCUGAUUCUUGACGAAGCUACUAGCGCUGUUGACCAAGAAACCGAAGAGACAAUGUCUCGAAUCAUUGAGACGGAGUUUUCUUCUCAUACAGUAAUCUCCGUUGUUCAUCGACCACAAGCACUUCGUGGCAUGGAUAUGGUGGUGACGCUGCAAGGAGGGAAAAUACUGAAGAUUGCAGCACCUGAACUUUGA